AUGGUGCAGGAGCCUGGGCUAGCCACCUCUGCGCCUCCCGGUUCUCAGGCCCUUCUGGACGUUCUGCUCCAGAACCUCUACGACUUUGGAGAGACAGAAGAUGAAGCAGAGCAGAAAAGGAUCAGAAAGAAAAGAGAGAAGAAAAGAGAUAUGGGGACCCCAGCAGCCUUGGUAGCAGAGCCAUAUCUCCAACCUGUAUCUCUUGUCAGAGGCCAGAGGAAGAGUGCUUCCAGCUUCUUCCAGGAACCCCAGGAAGAGCUGCAGGGUGUUGCCGCCAUGACCCCUGGUGGUUUCCCUUCAGGACCUGUAGUCUCUAGUGCUGCAGUAGCCCACUCUCCCCUGAGGAACGACAGGGAACCAGUAGAAGUGGUGGAAUUUCACAGCAGAAGUAGAAAAAGAAAACAGAAGCCUGAUCAAGACGAGAACACAAAGACCAAAACUAGUAUCCUCGAGAAAGAUGUGGAUAUACAAGAAUUUAACUUAGAAAAGGCUCGUUUGGAAGUGCACCGGUUUGGGAUCACAGGUUAUGGAAAAGGAAAGGAGAGAAUCCUGGAGCAGGGACGUGCCAUUAUGCUGGGCGCUAAGCCUCCCAAAAACAGUUAUGUGAAUUACAAGGUUUUACAGGAGCAAAUCAAAGAAAAAAAGUCAGCAAAGGAAAAAGAAAAGAGAACGGCCCAGGACACAGAUAUUUUCAAGAAAAAGAAGAGGAAAGGACAGGAAGGCAGGAAAUCCAAAAAGAAGAAAUCGGCUCCCAGUAUUUUGUCAAGUGGACGGAUUGGACAGGUUGGAAAAUUCAAAAAUGGGACACUGAUUCUGAGCCAAGUUGAUAUCAAAAAAAUAAAUUCUUCCGGAGUGGCUAAAUGAAGUACUUUAUAAAAUAAAGAGAGAAAUGGGAAAGUGCCAAUGUACUGAAACUGGACCCCUACAAGACUUCCAGAUUAUUCUUAUUUAUUUCAUAUUUCAUAGACUGC
This is a messenger RNA of Physeter macrocephalus (sperm whale), 971 nucleotides long. RefSeq lists its product as uncharacterized. The record is from RefSeq and is a predicted model, not a curated record. The coding region runs from base 1 to 864 and encodes 287 amino acids. The transcript has a single exon. NCBI's taxonomy places the organism in Eukaryota, Metazoa, Chordata, Mammalia, Artiodactyla, Physeteridae.